Molecule: messenger RNA, 3891 nt
Organism: Talaromyces proteolyticus
Lineage: Eukaryota; Fungi; Ascomycota; Eurotiomycetes; Eurotiales; Trichocomaceae
Product: putative ubiquitin C-terminal hydrolase
Exons: 3
Coding region: 271-3603 (1110 amino acids)
Biological process (GO): protein deubiquitination
Cellular component (GO): cytoplasm
Molecular function (GO): cysteine-type deubiquitinase activity
Source: RefSeq, a predicted model, not a curated record
AUUCCAUGGAAACCCUCCAAGAAGCUCUUCUGUCCAUUUCUGUGAUUGGGCAUCACCCAAGUUGCUCGCAGGCGACUUUUGAAAUUCUUGACUUUUUUCCCUUCACUUGCAUUACAGGCUCCUAGUGGCAGUCAUAUGUUGUUCCUGAAAAGUGAGGGGCCAUCUUGACACCGAGCUGUAAUUCUGUCGCCUGAGAAAUUGUCAUUCGCUUCCACUUCACCUGCCCAGGCCAUCUACCAUGCUCUAUAUACUGUCUCGGCCUUUCAAAUAAUGUCUCCCGGUGCAACUGCCUUGCCCAACGCAUCUGGCUCCUCGGUCGGUAUGCACCGAGGGAGCGUUGGCGGGAUGCCACUCGCAGGCGCGCGAUCGAGUUGGACGGCCUCGGCCUCAAAUGGCAAACCCUUACCCAGCACUGGGGGCAGACGAGCACGGUACCCAUAUAUUAAAGACCUUCAGGACCAAGCUGCCCGUUUAGAAGUGGAUGAAAAGAGUCCGAUUAUUCACCUCCUAUCAAUCGCCACCGAAACCCUACAGGCAAGUCAAACGUUAAUCGAUCAAGGAGAUAUUGGAACAGCCUAUGUUCAGUUUCUGCGCGCCUCUGAAAUCACUCUUAAUACCAUUCCUCGGCAUGAGGGCUUCGGGGUUCUCGCCGUUGAUCAUCCUGAAUUGUACAAGCAAUUCUCGAAUUUGAUGCUGUCGAUAGGUCAGAAACAGUCCACUAUGGACGCUAUCAAACAGCGCAUCAUCGAAGACAAUUUGGCAAGCAAUACAAGCCCUAUGAACUCAGUUGUUAACGGCGGUAUUCAAGUGCAAAGUCACAAGGCGGUGAAUCUGCAGAUUUCUGCAGGGCCACUCAGAAUGCCAAGUCCGACGGACUUUCAGGCGAACGGAAAAUUGCCCCAAUCUAAUGGUGCUACGAGACCAAACGGAAGAAGAUCGACAACAGAUGAUAUACUUGCACAGCGGUUCGCCAGGUUACAAACAUCACAGAACUUAUCACCUGCCAACCAAUAUGUAACAAACCAGGCCAAUUCUAUUCCAACCACAUCUCCUCCAUCCAGCACGCUUUCCAAUCAUUAUCCGCAGACCUCGGCACCAUUCACAGAAAACACGAUGAACACUCUUUCCAGCACGGGCGCUCUACGACCUUUAGGCCCGCGUGCUAUCGGAUCAUCUCAACAUGCGCCGGUCCCGCCGCGCAAGCAAGUUUUAGAUACUAGUACCGUACCGAUGCCUAGAGCUCCAAGCCCUGCUUACAGUCCUAUAUGGUCCGUACCAUCGCAGCCACCACCAUCGAAUCCUCCGCGUACGUCAAGUGAAAGCUCUCGGGCAACAAAUCCAAGAUACUCCCAACUUUCUGGGUCGAGAUUGAGCAGUCCGAGUCGUUAUUCUGAAGAUGACAACCCUUACAGAUCACGUACUCCCAAUGGAAUUCAUCUUGCUCAUGAGAAUAAGAGUACUUCGAAAGAUCUACCCUACAAUACGACCAUACGGGCUCAGCAACUACUUGAGUAUAUGAGAAAAUACAAUGUAUUAGUGAUAGAUGUGCGGUCUCGUGAUCACUAUGACAGCGGACAUAUUUAUGCCACAUCAAUUAUAUGCAUUGAGCCAGUAGUUUUAAAAGAAAAUGUUUCAGCAGAAGAAUUGGAGGAACGACUGGUGGUUUCUCCAGACCACGAGCAAUCUUUAUUUGAACGACGCAAUGAAUUCGACCUCGUCGUAUAUUAUGACCAAAACACGGAUUCUGUCAGUUAUCUCGCCGGGUCCCCAGUUGGCACAACAGCACCUCACUUGAGAGCUCUCUACGAUACUUUGUAUGAGUUCAAUGCUUACAAGCCUUUGAAAGAUGGGAGACCUCCCGCGUUACUUGUUGGGGGUCUUGAUGCUUGGGUGGAUUUAGUCGGAUCCCAAUCACUGGCCACCUCUUCCACUGCGGCCGUAAUGGGCUCACUACAAGCCAAGCGUCCUCUUCCGAAACCAGGAAGACCUCUCGGUAGGGUCCCAAUGGCCAGCGCCAAUUCUAGUUUGGAGAUUCGGAAGCGGCGCCUUCGCGAAUUUACACCUCUCAAUCCUGAUGAAUGGACAGCAUGGAUGGAGCGUACCAAGAACGAGGAGAUUAUUGCAAACACUUACGACGAAGAAGAUGGAACUAUAACAGAGGAGCCUGAAGACAGUGUAGAUGCACAAGAGCCUCCGUCUCCAUUCGUGCAUACUUACGAGGAUUUUCUCAGACGAUUCCCCGAGCCACAGGCUAUUCAACAGUCGAUGGUGGUACCAGAACCGCGCCUAGCUAUGCCGUCAGUGCCAAAUUAUGUUGCUGCUCCUGUACCAGUGGCUCCAUCACGACCACCACCUGCAGUGCCACGACCGAGUUACGGGGGGGUUGCAGAUGGCCGUCAGAUACAACCAACUCUCGCUCGUCAAAACUCUGCAACUAAAACGGCCCUGUACACACCUAGUUCAUUAAUGACGAGACUAAAGCUUCCACGGACAGGACUCACAAACUUCGGCGUAACGUGCUACAUGAACUCGACUCUACAAUGCUUGAGUGCGACAAUAGUGAUGAGCAAAUUCUUCAUUGAUGAUAGAUACCGAUUCUAUGUUCAGAAAAACUGGAAAGGUUCACAGGGUGUAAUGCCCGGCUUAUUUGCCAAUUUGGUUCGCUCACUCUGGAGGAAUGAUGUGGAAGUCAUCGUGCCUACUUCAUUUCGCAAUUUUUGUGGGAGAAUGAACCGAGAAUGGGCAAUAGAUCGCCAACAGGAUGCAAAAGAAUUCUUUGAUUUUGUUGUCGAUUGUCUGCAUGAGGAUUUGAAUGUCAAUUGGCAAAGGUCUCAACUUCGGCCGCUGACUUUUGAAGAGGAAAUGCAACGAGAAAAAAUGCCCGUUCCAAAAGUAUCCAAUAUUGAGUGGGAUCGAUACCGCCAUCGCGAAGAAUCUUUUAUCUCCUCACUGUUUGCCGGUCAACACGCAAGUCGUCUACGGUGUACAACUUGUAAGCGGACGUCGACCACCUAUGAGGCUUUUUAUAGCAUCAGCGUUGAGAUACCUCCCACGGGAACCGGUGAUAUUUAUCAAUGUCUGCAGAGCUAUUGCAAGGAGGAAAUGCUAAGCGGGGAUGAGGUUUGGAAAUGCCCUUAUUGCAAAUGUGAGCGGGAGGCAACAAAGCAGAUUAUUAUCACCCGAGCUCCCCAGAUUCUUGUGGUCCACUUCAAGCGCUUUUCUGCAUCCAAGACGCAGUCGGCGCGCAAAAUACACACCCCCAUUAACUUCCCCCUUCACGGCCUGCGCAUGGACAACUUUGUGAUUCCUUACCCAGCGGCCAACCCAGACCCAGCGAAUGCAUCUAGUGCGCCAGCGCCGGUCGCGCUUUCACCCACCAUGCCGCCAUUUACAUACGAUGCAUACGCGGUGCUGCGCCAUCUCGGCUCGACCUUGAGCGGAGGACACUACAUCUCGCUGGUCCGGGAUGCACAGCGCCAGUGUUGGCGGCGGUUCGACGACGAACGAGUAAUUGAUUUCAACCCCCGAGAUCUUCGACCUUCCGAUCGGCUUCAGAACGAACAAGCAUACAUUGUAUUUUACGAGCGUGUUCCUGCUAAGUGAGGGACUAGUUGCAGUUAUCUUUGGUGAUGGAUAUCAAACUGAGAUGAUUUUGGAUAGCGAAGAUUCAGCGCGCAUUGACUUAUAUACCCUACUUUCAUGUAUACAAUCACCACAGUCCGGUUCUAGGAAGCCACUAUUUACUGCUGGAACGAGGUCGUGGGGUUUCAUGUAUAGACGUGUUACGAUAUUACGAUUGAUGCAUUUGUUUCGGAAUGGAGCACUCUAUGCUUUGCAGAGUUCAGCAUAUAUAUAUAUUGAUAAAUUUAACGCUUAAGCCAGAUGCCAGUG